Microbotryum saponariae is the source of this 2804-nucleotide messenger RNA. The record is from the annotation of a GenBank genome assembly. Lineage: Eukaryota; Fungi; Basidiomycota; Microbotryomycetes; Microbotryales; Microbotryaceae.
AUGUCAUCCAGUACCAAGUCGCACGAGUCGUCCUCCGCCGAAGGCGGAACCCCGGCCAACAAGGCCUAUGCCGCAGACGUGACCCACGCGCAAACCGAGGUCGAUGUGCGCUCCGUGGCUGGAUCGGACGAGGCUGAGUUGGCGAGGAUGGGCUACAGGCAAGAGUUCAAGCGUGAAUUCACCAACCUGUCGGUAAGUUUCUGGGCUGAGCUUGAAGCGAAGCGGUUCGUCGAGCUGCUGGGAGUGGCGGCCCGCCGUAGCUGCGAAGAGGGUUGCCGCGACUGGCCGGCCAGUAACCCACCACGUCCCACACCCCACCGAUUACAGUCGAUUGCGAUUGCGACCCGAGAGCUGACCAUCCUCGCUUGACCCACCGCUGCCAUUGUACAUUGUACUGCACUAUGGACGAUCACAGACCAUCUCGUUUGCCUUCUCCAUCAUGGGUGUAGCCAGUUCGGUCGCGACGACCUUUGUGAGUACCGCUAUCGCACAGUCACCGCUCGCUCACUCGCUGCGCCGUGGGCCCAGGCCGGGGGGUCGCCCAGCGGAACUCCCAAACACUGACUGCCAGUUGCCCCGGUCGAACGACCUCCGCAGAACACACCCUUCUUGCUCGGUGGCCCUUCUUCUGGUGGGUAAACUGAGCAGCAUGUCGUUGCAAAAGCAUUUCUGAUCGGAGCUGACGUGAAUUCUUCUCUUGCCCUCUUCUCAGUCGUCUGGUGUUGGUUCCUCGUAGGUUGGCCGUUCCCACCACUCCGGGCCGUCGACGCUCGCGCUUCCGACACGCUCCGACAGGGGGGGAAGCGCGCGCGCGAGCGUCUCCGGCGACAGGCAAACGCAGCAUCGAGUGCGUGGGCCGUACUGACCCGUGCAACUUUGUCUCUGCCAGGGAUCGUUCAUGUGCUUCUGCCUCGGUACCUCGAUUGCGGGUUAGUACCUUUAUGUUUACUUCCCCUGUCGAUACGUGCGAUCUGGCUGACAGGCUUGUCGUAUUGCUGUCCUUAUCUAGAAAUUGUCUCUGCUUGUGAGCCACUUCUCGGGUGCAACCUUCAAGGUGGCAAGGAUGGCUGAUAUCCAUCAAAUGAUCACAGACCCUACGAACGGUGGUCUCUAUUCGGCUUCGGCGUACCUCGUCCCCCGCAAGUACAAGGCCAUCACCGGAUGGGUUGUCGGAUGGUUAGUCGCCGCCUAGGCUGAAUGAGGCUUGCUCAGCACCCUUUCCUUGGCGUUGACAACCUCUGGGUGGUCUCCCACAGGCUUAACUUGCUCGGACAGGUUGCGGGUGUGGCCUCGACCGAGUACGGUCUCGCCCAGAUGAUCCUUUCGGCCGCCUCGCUCUCGACCGAAGGCCGUUUCGUCGCCACGACCGGACAGACGUACGCCGUCUUCCUCGGUCUCCUCAUCAUCCACGGUCUCAUCAACUCGGCCGGAACUCGUUUCCUCGCCAAGGUGACGCAGACCUUCGUCUUCUGCAACCUCGGUUCGUGUUUGGCCAUCAUCAUCGCGUUGCUCGUUACGACCAAGGAGAAGCACACAGCGUCGUACGUCUUCACGUCGACGAUCAACGGCUCGGGAUGGUCGUCGCAGGGCCUCGUCUUCUUGUUGGGCUUGUUGUCGGUGCAAUGGACCAUGACCGACUACGACGCGACGGCGCACAUUUCGGAGGAGGUCAAGAGGGCUUCGAUCGCUGCCCCGGUCGCCAUCUUUGUUGCCGUCAUCGGCACUGGUAUCGUUGGGUACGUCGCUUAACGCUCCAACCAAUGCUUUUUUUUUUGCGCUGACCUGGCGCUGACCUGAUCUUUUCGCCUCGUUCACAGAUGGAUCUACAACGUCGUCUACGUGCUGUGCUCCGGCGACAUCUCCCGCUUUGACGGCUCGAUCUACGCCCCCGCUCAGAUCAUCUUUGACAACGUCGGCCCCCGCGGCUUCUAUGCGCUGUGGACGUUCGUCUGCUUGACCGCCUUCCAAGUCGUUGCGACAGCCAUGCAAGCCAACGCGCGCACCUUCCACGCCUUCUCUCGCGACCACGGUCUUCCCGACCGGGGAUUGUUCGCGCGCUUAUCGAAGCAACGCAUCCCCGUCUUCAGUGUCUGGCUCGUCGCCUUCAUCUCGGCUUUGAUGGUCUUGCUCUCGUUCGCCUCGAUCGUGGCCGUCUACGCCGUCUUUGCGUUGUGCGCGAUGGCCUUGGACACGUCGUACGUCAUCCCCAUCGCCCUCAAGAUGUGGUUCCGUGACCACCCCGAGGUCAACUACAAGCCCGGACCUUUCGACCUCGGCCGAGGGCCGCUCAUGUACAUCAUCAACUUUGUCGCUAUCUUGUGAGUAUUCUUUUAAAGGAAUACGGGAUGUGCUCGACACAGAGAUUGUUGCAGCCGGACCAUUAUUGACUGAUUGCUCCUCCUGUAUACGUUCUCGCUAGCUGGACCACCUUUGUCGUGAUCAUUCUGGCCCUUCCUACCAUCAUGCCCGUCACGGCGGCGAACAUGAACUACGCUUCUGCCGUCACUGGUUCGUCAUCGUUUUACUAGCUUGGGAGGUGCGCGAUGGCUGGCUGACGACGGAUUCGAUUCGCAUUUUACAGGUGGUGUCAUGAUCCUCAGUCUGAUUUGGUACUUUGCUGGUGGUCGCAAGCACUACGUAAGUCUCUGGUUUGUGGGUUACUACGCUGUGACGAAUGCUCACGCUGCCCCCGCGCCUCUGUUCGACUACCGCAGACCGGCCCACGCAACCUCAUCCAAGAAGAACUCGAGCGUGCGCACGGCACCGUCGACGGUACCGAAUACACCAAUGAGCACAAGGUCUAA